Molecule: messenger RNA, 1543 nt
Organism: Hippopotamus amphibius kiboko
Lineage: Eukaryota; Metazoa; Chordata; Mammalia; Artiodactyla; Hippopotamidae
Gene: GPN3
Product: GPN-loop GTPase 3
Exons: 8
Coding region: 92-946 (284 amino acids)
Molecular function (GO): GTPase activity
Source: RefSeq, a predicted model, not a curated record
AGGCUGAAGGGAGCGUGAUGGUCACACUCUAGGUCUGUGCGGCGGGAGGCGUCAGGAGCCGGGGGAGCAGCCAGGAGCCGGGGGAGCAGCCAUGCCUCGCUAUGCGCAGCUGGUCAUGGGCCCCGCAGGCAGCGGGAAGAGCACCUACUGUGCCACCAUGGUCCAGCACUGUGAAGCCCUCAAUCGGUCUGUCCAAGUUGUGAACCUAGAUCCUGCAGCAGAACAUUUCAACUACUCCGUGAUGGCUGACAUCCGGGAACUGAUUGAGGUGGAUGACGUGAUGGAGGACAAUACUCUGCAGUUCGGUCCCAAUGGAGGAUUGGUAUUUUGCAUGGAAUACUUUGCCAGCAACUUUGAUUGGCUAGAGAACUGUCUUGGCCACGUAGAGGAUGACUACAUCCUUUUUGACUGUCCAGGUCAGAUUGAGUUGUAUACUCACCUGCCCGUGAUGAAACAGCUGGUCCAGCAGCUAGAACAGUGGGAGUUUCGAGUCUGUGGAGUUUUUCUUGUUGAUUCUCAGUUCAUGGUGGAGUCGUUCAAGUUUAUUUCUGGCAUCUUGGCAGCCCUCAGUGCUAUGAUCUCUCUAGAAAUUCCUCAAGUUAACGUCAUGACGAAGAUGGAUCUGCUGAGUAAGAAAGCUAAAAAGGAAAUCGAGAAGUUUCUAGAUCCAGACAUGUAUUCUUUAUUAGAUGACUCUACAAGUGACUUAAGAAGCAAAAAAUUCAAAAAAAUGACUAACGCUAUAUGUGGACUGAUUGAUGACUACAGCAUGGUUCGGUUUUUGCCUUAUGAUCAGUCAGAUGAAGAAAGCAUGAACAUUGUAUUACAGCAUAUUGAUUUUGCCAUUCAGUAUGGAGAAGACUUGGAAUUUAAAGAACCAAAGGAACAUGAAGAUGAAUCUUCUUCCGUGUUUGACGAGUAUUUUCAAGAACACCAGAAUGAAUGAAGAGUUUAUUAAAAAGUAACUAUAUGUGUGAGGAGCUUAUAGCUGCACUGGCAGAACCUUCUUUUCUUCGAAAGAUGGAAUACGAGAAAACUACUUAUUUUAAGGAAAAAAAAUAAUACUUGGCUCUUUAUCAGCAAUCAGGAACAUGCCUGAAUCAAGUUCUUAGUUAUUCUGAAACUGCUGAAACUGCUGCUGUUUAAAGUGGCAUCUUUUAGUAUUAUUUUAACAGCAUCAAUUUAGAUUUUAAAAGUUGAAAUUGAAAUGAGUGUACAUAGAUUUGUAUAUAUAAUAUAAAUUAGCACCUGUGGUACAGUUAAGAUCAGUCUACUUUUAGUUUCACUGUUUGUUUGAUUUUUGUUAUUUUUAAAGUUUCUUUGGAGGGACAGGAAUUAUUGUAACAAAAUAUAGAUAUGUGCCCAAAGAAAAAAAAAUCUGAAAAAAAAAAAAAAAAAAAAAAACUUCAGGGGAUAGAGAGAUAAAAAAAAAAGAAAAGAAAAAAAAUCUGAAAGGAUGUAGAUAAGACCAUUGCUUAUCUGUAUCUUCCAGUUUUCCUACAUUGAAAAUGUAUUAUUUGUGUAAUUAAAAAAUGAAAAGUAA